This is a messenger RNA of Chenopodium quinoa (quinoa), 5006 nucleotides long. Its product is annotated as kinesin-like protein KIN-4C. NCBI's taxonomy places the organism in Eukaryota, Viridiplantae, Streptophyta, Magnoliopsida, Caryophyllales, Amaranthaceae. The transcript has 27 exons. The record is from RefSeq and is a predicted model, not a curated record. Gene Ontology annotation, biological process: microtubule-based movement; mitotic spindle organization. Bases 921 to 4715 code for a protein of 1264 amino acids. Gene Ontology annotation, molecular function: microtubule motor activity; microtubule binding; ATP binding.
ACCCAUAGACGUAGAGAUAGACUUGAUCAAAAUUGGCUCAACCUAAUUUUUUUUUUUCCAGGUUUGGACAUAUUUUCUAACCCAAAAUUUAUAUUAAUUCCAUUUUUUUGACACGUUUUGAUUUAUUAUUAUUCACACGCAUCGCUUUGACAAUGUUUUGUGAUUAAAUGAUUAAUACGUUAUGAAAAUAUAGUCAAGUGAGAUUUUAUUAGAUUUAUUACAAUAUACACUGUAAUAAGUUUGAUUUUAAAAAAUCUUCUAUCUUUGGAUAAAAAUAACGGGUUUGGACUUGGCCCAAAGUGAGCCCACUUUUCUUGACAAAGGCCGGCCCGGUCCACCACCUCUACAUAGAGGGUACCUCAAUUAUUUCAUUACCUAAAAAUAAAAAAUAAAAAAAUUAUACAAUCAGUCAAUCACAAAGUCAACUCACGUGACACACAAAAAAGAACCGUUGAUAAAGCACGUGACCACCCCUCCUACAAAAUUUGAAUUCGAACUUAGCGCUUGUCUCUCUCAUCAACCCAUUCACAAACUAUUAAAAAAUUAAUUAAAAAAAAACUUACAAACAAUUUAAUUUCACAAAACAAUUUCUUUUCCUUUUUUUUUUGGUCCCUCUUCCCCCUAAAAUCAUACGCACCAACAUACUCCAUUAAUUCAAAUUCCACCAUUCUUCCAUUUUCAAAUUCUCUCCCCAUUUUUCUCUCUCUAAAAUUCCCCAUUUUACCCCUUUCUCUCUCCUCUCCAGGUCACCAUUUUCUCUUUCUCUCUCCUCAAUUUCAAUCUUCGAAGCUCAAACAAUUUCCCCCAAAUUUCUCGAUUCAAUUGGAUGUUCUUCGUAUUUUUCUCGCUUUCACCUUAAUUAAUCAUUCUGAAAAAAUCCCCAAUUUUUUAGGGUUUUUUUGUUUUGAUUAUUUAACUAAAUGGAGAACAACAAUGGCGACGGAAAGAAUACACAGGACAAAGAAUGUGUUCGUGUCGCUGUAAAUGUUCGUCCUUUGAUUACUCCCGAGCUUCUCCUCGGUUGUACCGAUUGUAUUACCGUGUUUCCCGGUGAACCUCAGGUGCAAAUUGGAUCUCAUUCGUUCACAUUUGAUUAUGUUUUUGGAAAUGGAGGAACACCGUGCUCUCGAAUUUUCGAUGAAUGUGUUGCUCCUUUAGUUGAUGCUUUGUUCAAGGGUUAUAAUGGAACAGUACUUGCUUAUGGACAGACGGGGUCAGGGAAAACUUACACCAUGGGAACUAACUAUAAUGGGGAAGACAAUGCUGGUGGAAUUAUCCCUCAAGUUAUGCAGACGAUUUAUUCUCGAGUUGAGUCGAUGAAGGGUUCAACCGAGUUCUUAGUUCGAGUGUCGUUUAUUGAGAUUUUCAAAGAGGAAGUGUUUGAUCUUCUUGAAACAAGUCCACCUGCAUUAUCUAAAGGCGAUACAACGAAGCACUGUGGGCCUGCUAGAGUUCCCAUACAAAUUAGAGAAACAGUCAAUGGUGGGAUCACGUUAGCCGGUGUUACGGAGGCAGAGGUGAGGUCAAAGGCAGAGAUGGCGUCGCACUUGACUCGUGGGUCUAUUGCUCGUGCUACUGGUAGCACUAAUAUGAAUAGCCAAUCCAGUCGUUCUCAUGCCAUAUUUACAAUUUCUAUGGAGCAAAAGAAAGUCGGUGACACUGCUGAUGAUAUUUUAAGCGCGAAGCUUCACUUGGUGGACCUUGCUGGUUCUGAACGAGCCAAACGGACAGGUGCAGAUGGAUUGCGUCUAAAAGAAGGCAUUCAUAUAAACAAGGGAUUACUGUCCCUUGGGAAUGUGAUCAGUGCGCUUGGAGAUGAGAAGAAAAGGAAAGAGGGAGGGCAUGUCCCAUACCGUGACAGCAAGCUCACUCGGCUGUUACAGGAUUCACUUGGAGGAAAUAGCAAAACCGUUAUGAUUGCGUGUGUUAGCCCUGCUGACACGAAUGCGGAGGAGACUCUCAAUACCCUGAAGUAUGCAAACCGAGCUCGUAACAUUCAAAACAAGGCAGUCAUAAAUCGUGAUCCCAUUGCAGCUCAGAUGCAAAAAAUGCGUAGUCAAAUUGAGCAGCUUCAGACAGAGUUGCUUUAUUAUCGUGGUGACUCUAGUGUUUCAUUUGAUGAGCUUCAGAUUUUGAAGCAUAAAAUAACAUUGCUUGAACAAAGCAACGCUGAGCUGCAACGUGAACUUCAAGAACGUCGUAUCAGUUGUGAGCAUUUAGCUCAACGCGCUCUUGAUGCUCAGGUUGAAAAAGACCAACUGAUUAUGAAGCUUGAAGCAGCAAGGAGUGGAAAAUCAUGGGAUGAGAUUGAGUCUCUGGGAAAUCAGGAAAUUGAUUUGGUCAAGAGGUACGUGUCAAAAAUUCAAGAUUUGGAGCAAGAGUUAGUGCGAUUACAACAUUUGAAUAGCAUGAAGCGCGAGGGUUUUCCUGAUUCCUUGGAAUCAGAUGAUGAAGUAUUACCCUCUAAGAAUGCUUAUUUAGGCAAUCUCAGUGAGCACUCAUCUGUCUCCGAUGCAAAGGAUAUGGCUGGUGAUGAGAUUGAAGAGAAGGAGUUAGAGCAUUCUUCUCUACAAGAAAGACUGGACAUGGAGCUAAAAGAAUUGGAUAAGAAACUUCAGCAAAAGGAGGCUGAGAUGAAGCGGUUUGCUGGUAUUGAUUCUUCUGUCCUGAAACAACAUUAUGAAAAGAAAGUUCUUGAAUUGGAACAUGAAAAAAAGGCAUUGCAGAAAGAAAUUGAGGAUUUGAGGCAUAAACUUGGUGGUAUUUCAUCGACUUCUGAUGAUGGUGCACAAAGGCUCAAGGAAGAAUACAUUCAGAAGCUAAAUGGUUUAGAAGCUCAGGUUUCUGAGUUGAAAAAGAAGCAAGAAGCUCAAGCUCAGAUUUUAAGACAAAAACAGAAAAGUGAUGAUGCAGCAAAGAGGUUGCAGGAUGAGAUACAUCGUAUAAAAACUCAGAAGGUCCAAUUGCAAAACAAAAUCAAGCAAGAGUCGGAGCAAUUUAGAUCAUGGAAAGCAAUGCGGGAAAAAGAAGUGCUUCAGCUUAAGAAGGAGGGAAGAAGGAAUGAGUACGAGAUGCACAAACUAUUGGCAUUGAAUCAGAGGCAAAAGAUGGUUCUGCAACGUAAGACAGAAGAGGCAUCUAUGGCAACAAAAAGACUUAAAGAGCUUCUUGAGUCUCGAAAGGCUGCUUCUCGAGACAGCUCUGGUAAUGGUCCUGGAGCACAGGCAUUAAUGCAAGGAAUUGAGCAUGAGUUAGAAGUCACUGUACGGGUACAUGAGGUUCGCUCUCAGUAUGAACGCCAAAUGGAAGAGAGAACCAAGAUGGCACAAGAGAUUGCAAAGCUGAAGGAAGAAGCAGAAAUGCUAAAGCAGAAUAUUUUGAGUGAAUGCCCUGAAACUAUGUCCCCUGGUGCAAGAAACUCAAGGAUCUUUGCACUUGAAAAUAUGCUUGCAACAUCUUCAAGCGCCUUAGUCUCAAUGGCCUCACAACUAUCUGAGGCAGAAGAGCGUGAACGUGUCUUUAGUGGCAGGGGACGUUGGAACCAAGUUCGUUCUCUUGCUGAAGCCAAAAGCUUGAUGAAUUAUCUUUUCAAUUUGGCUUCAUCCUCCAGAUGCAUGGUACGUGACAGAGAACUCGAAUGUAGAGAGAAGGACUCUGAGAUAAAGGAUUUGAAAGAGAAGGUAGUCAAACUUAAUGGUUUUGUUAGACAAUUGGAAAAACAAAAUGCAGAAGUCAAGCAGCAAAUACAACAGGUGCUCGCAACUCGUGGUGAGGUGAGAACUUAUGACCUGCGACAGGGUAUUAGAAGCUCUGGUUUUUUCAAGUUUGCGGGUAACAACUCAGAGCUAUUGGAGGACAUGGAUACUUCUGAUUCAGAGUAUUCUUGCCAUGACGAGGACUCUGAUGGCGAGUGGGAGGAAAAUGAUGUUAUGGUAAAGAAAAGGAACUCUAGGAAGGGUGGUCGAUCAGGGUCUGAUUCAAAGUCAUUGGACACCGAUGGUGGAAGUUUGAAAGGAGAAGAUUCAGUUGAUAUUGUAAAAGAGAACUCUACAUCUACUAUUUGCUGUACGUGUAGCAAACAGUCAUUUUGCAAGACCAUGAAGUGUGAAUGCCGUGCAUCCGGAGGUAGCUGCUCCAGCUCCUGUGGUUGCUCCUCCAAUAAAUGCAGUAACAGGGAAGGUGAGAGCAAAGAGGACUGUAUACCUCCUAAUGAUGUAGAGCACGAUCGAGAUCUUGCCACCCAAGGUGCAACAUUACUUCAGAAUGCUUUAACUGAAAGGCCUGCUGAACAACAUGAAGAAAAUGGUGCCAAAAGAAAGCCUUUGGCUGAUAUUGGGAAUACAGCUGGAAAAUCAAAUGUACCAAGGCCCAUCCAAAGGAAAAAAUGGCGGAAAUCCACUAUUCAGCUUGUUCCAGCAGCCCCAACAUCAGUACAAGGUGAGCAUGUAGAUCUACCGGAAAAGGCAGAGAGCUGUGCAGCUGACAAUGUAGCAGCAAGUAAAAAGGCGGCAGAGAGCAGUACAACCGAAGCAAAUAUCCCUUUAAAGUUGCCAAGGGCCAUGCGAUCUGCUUCCUCUAACAGCAACCUUUUGAGAGUCAGGAACACUGAACAUGGAGAAGAACCUGUUGUACACAAGGACUCCGGUGAACCUGCUAGGAGAAGCCCUCUACGGAGACCAAAGAAAUCUGAGGAAAAAGAAAAUUUCGGCCUCUAAUGUAGUACGUGCUGAUUUCCUAAUUUAAUGUAGGCAAACUGUAGAUCAUUUGGAAUUUGAUUCCAUCACAAGCUUACUUUAUUAUGAGGAAAAGUUUGGAAGAGGAUCGAUCGAUCCUCAAAUGAUUGGUAUUCUUUUAUUGCUUAUUCAAUCUACGAGGCACCUAUUACGAAUGAGUUUAAAAGAAGAAAAUGUACUAGCGUUUCUAGUAUUACAUUGUUUUUUGUGAGCUCAUUGUUGUAUAUGUAAGAGUAUUUUAAGGCACAAAAUGAAGGUCUCUACUUGUUCGAA